AUGCACCGCGCUGUCUCCAACCAGCGCUCGGUCUCCUCCUCCUCGGGCUCCUUCCAGCCGCCGCCACCGCCGCCGCUGCCGCACGCCGCCGACCGGCAGCCUCUCUUUCCGGGGGGUUCCAGCAGCGGCGGCAGCCGGCGGGGCUCGGGUUCGAGCUCGGGCUCUGCGCGGGCCCGCCGCCCCCGCAGCAGCACCGAGGAGGAGGAGGAGGAGGAAGAAGAAGAGGAGGAGGAGGACAGCAUCAGCAUCAGCAAGCCCCUGGUGCCGCCGCCCGCCGCCCCGCUGCCGGCCGCCGCCUCGCCGCUCCCCAGCAGCAGCAGUAGCAGCGGCAGCGGCGGCGGCGGGAGCCCGGGCCGCAGCAUGACGGCGGCGGAGCUGUACGGGGGCGGUGGCGGCCGGCGGCGGGGCGGCGGCCGGCGGGGCGGCGGCGGGGCACUGCUGGGGCCCGGAGGGGCGGCGGGCGGGCGGCGCUGGGGCUUCCAGGCGCUGUCCCUGGUGCUGCUGCUAGGGCAAGGUGCGCUGCUGGACCUCUACCUGAUCGCCGUAACCGACCUGUACUGGUGCAGCUGGAUCGCCACCGACCUGGUGCUGGCGGCCGGCUGGGGCAUCUUCUUCUGCCGCAACAGCCGGGCGCGCCCGGGAGCGGCCCCCGCCGCCCCCCGGGCCGCCGCCGCCGCACCCGCUGCUGCUGCACGGUCCCCCGGCGGCCGUGGGGCCGGGGGUCGCGGGGCCGGGGCCCCCCCCCGCGGCGGGGACUUCGCCUACGCGCACCUCGCCUGGCUCAUCUACUCCAUCGCCUUCACGCCCAAGGCGGCGCUGAUCCUGGGCACCUCCAUCCUGGAGCUGAUCGAGCUGCGCCUGCCGCUGGGCAUCACCGGGUUUCGCAUCACGCUGGCGCUCUCCGCACCGCUGCUGUACUGCCUGCUUAGGGCCAUCGGCACCGAGGGCACGGGGCAGCUGCUCCUGCCGCCUCAGCCGCCGCCGCAGCACCGCGCCGCCGCCGCCUUCCUCGCCACCUGCCUCGACCUGCUCGACAGCUUCUCCCUGCUGGAGCUGGUGCUGCAGCCCGGGCGGCCGGCGCCGCUCCCCGCCCCGCUGCGCUACCUCCUCAUCGCCGUCUACUUCCUCUGCCUGGCCUCGCCGGUGCUGUGGCUUUACGAGCUCAGCGCCGCCCGACCCCCCGGCGCUGCCCGCCUCGCCCUCCACCUCUUGCUGCCCGCCGGGCUGCUGGACGCCCCGCUCCUGGCGCUCCGCUGCCUCCUGCUCCUACGCUACCAGCAGCCGCUCUCCCUCUUCAUGCUGAAGAACCUCUUCUUCCUGGCCUGCCGCGGCCUGGAGGCGCUGGAAACCUGCUGCCUCCUGCGCCCCGUCGCUGCCCCGCCGCCCGCCAAAUACGGCCCCUCCACCGCCGCCCCCGCCGCCGCCGCCCCGCUGGCCCACGGUCUCUCCGACGCCGACGUGGGCCCCCACGGGUACGUGAACGCCUUGGCGGUCACCGCCCAGGGCUGAACCGGUUUCCCACGGCCGCCGCCUCCGGGUCCGCUCCCGGCAGAGUCUCUCUGCGUUUCUGCUCAGGUUCCUGCCGCCGCGGCCGAGCAGGGAGAAGGGGACGCGGACGCCCCGGCAGGACCCUCGCUCUCCUCCUCUCUUUCCCGCGAACAAAUCCAGCAGCGGCAGCUCAGCGCAAUCCAGACUACCUUCAAGAGGCUUCGGCUGACGCUCGUCCUCGGAAAACGCACCUCCCUUCGUGAUGGGUCGUCUUCUACCCCUUCUGCCUCUCCGCCUGUUUGGAGGGUCCCACUCUUCCCUUCCUGCUCCCCGUCAGGACAUCGUGUUGCUUUGUGCCCAUAACCGUUUAGUUUAACCUUUUCUUUCUCGACAGCGGGGACCGGUAGAUUUUGUCCCUUCGUUUGAGAACUCCUCCUGACCACAAAGAGGAGCGGUGAGAGGGGUCUGACCAGCAGAGCCGUGCCUUUGUGGCGUGGGCGGGACAGAAGGAAGCACGUUUUGGUUUCGCUAGGUCUCGUCGCCAGCAGCAGAGCUACAGCAGGCUGUCGUGUACCGACUGGGGAACAUCUGGGAGCAAGCUGGGCGGCUCAAAGCCUAGGAGCCACUUUCUCCAUGCCAAAAAAUGUCUACCUCUGUGCUUCGAUAUUUUGCAUCUUCUUCACAGGCUAAAGAAACACACGAACAUGGCGUGGACAUAAUCUAGGGGUUCAGACCCCAUUUUACAACUCCUCCCCUCCCCCCCCCC
Molecule: messenger RNA, 2254 nt
Organism: Dryobates pubescens (Downy woodpecker)
Lineage: Eukaryota; Metazoa; Chordata; Aves; Piciformes; Picidae
Gene: TMEM121B
Product: transmembrane protein 121B
Source: RefSeq, a predicted model, not a curated record